This is a messenger RNA of Spinacia oleracea (spinach), 892 nucleotides long. RefSeq lists its product as uncharacterized. NCBI's taxonomy places the organism in Eukaryota, Viridiplantae, Streptophyta, Magnoliopsida, Caryophyllales, Amaranthaceae. The coding region runs from base 128 to 667 and encodes 179 amino acids. The record is from RefSeq and is a predicted model, not a curated record. The transcript has 4 exons. Gene Ontology annotation, molecular function: acid phosphatase activity.
AACCAAACCUUUAUCUGGAGUAUCUAGCAUAGCAAAAUAGGCCAGAAAGAAAAGGGUGAGGAGAGAGACAAGAAGAAUAAGAUAGCCAAUCCAUCAGGCAUCAGGCAUCAGGCAUCAGGCAUCAGCCAUGGGAGACGAAAGGGUCAAAACAGAAGCAUUGAAAGUUAUAAAUUUGUUCCAAGUUCUUCCCAAAUUGGUUGUCUUUGAUCUCGAUUAUACAAUCUGGCCUUUUUACUGUGAAUGCCGCUCCAAAAGAGAAAUGCCAUCAUUGUAUCCUCAUGUAAAAGGCAUACUGUAUGCACUCAAGGACAAGGGUAUUGAUAUUGCUGUUGCUUCUAGAUCACCAACCCCGGACAUAGCCAAGACGUUUCUUGACAAGUUAGGCAUCCACUCAAUGUUCGUUACUCAGGAAAUAUUUUCCAGUUGGACACACAAGACAGAACACUUUCAGAGAAUUCAUAGAAGCACACGGAUUCCCUACACUGACAUGCUUUUCUUUGACGAUGAAGAUAGGAACAUUAAAGCGAUUAAUAAUAUGGGUGCAACGAGCAUUCUGGUUGAGAAUGGGGUUAAUCAGCAAGCAUUUCAACAAGGUUUGAUGGAGUUUUCUCAAAAAUCCAAAGCUUCUGAUAAAGCAGGUUCGUCUGGAAAGAACAAGCACAAGUGACAUUGUCAAUCUGUUCAUACACUCAGAUUUAAUUAGGAGGAGAAUCGGGGCAGUCAUCUUGUAUGAAUAGUAUCAAUUUUAUAGCGUUGACGAUAUUUAAUUUUUGACUUGAUAUUGCUGUAAAGUAGUGUAUUAUUUUGCAUCAAAGAAAUGCAAUUGCUAUUUGACUAGUACAGAGUACUACAUUUGCAAUCUAAUAAUGUGAAUCCAAAGGAUGUGUGUUCA